Molecule: messenger RNA, 386 nt
Organism: Camelina sativa (false flax)
Lineage: Eukaryota; Viridiplantae; Streptophyta; Magnoliopsida; Brassicales; Brassicaceae
Product: defensin-like protein 164
Source: RefSeq, a predicted model, not a curated record
UCUCCAAAACAAAAAAAAUUGUUAGCCCAUACUAAUAUAAUCUUCUAAUUGUUUCACAAGUCAUGGCAAAACUACUGUAUUCGUGUAUGUUCAUCUGUAUGUUUGUUCUUUCAGGUUUUUUGGCCUUUUCAAGUGCAAAGCAAAAAACAUGUACUUCGGGCAUAUACCUUAGCCACCCAUGCGAUCUUGAACAAUGCAUAAAUGCGUGCUUUCGAAUUUUCUACACCCAAAUUGCAAUUUGUAGCGCAAACAAAGUAAACCUUUGCACUUGUGAGUACGAUUGCAAAUCUUAAUUAAACAUACUCCUCAUGUACGCUGUUAUAAACUAGAGCAACAAGCUUUAUGUCACGUAUCUUAAUUACUUUGAUUCCAUGUAAGAUAUAUAU